AUGAGGUUCUCUAGGUUUCUUCUGGCCGCUCUGGCCCCAGCAGGUCUGCUUGCAGACAGCGCUGCCAGGACAAUCUCCAUAUCUGAGCUAGAGCUCGAUGCCUACUUGGCAAAACACAAUCUGGCAUUGGUUCCUCGGUCAGAUCUUACAGAUGCUUUGACUGAGCUCAAUGGGUUGCUCAGAAAGAACAACCAACUCCAACAAGCCCGGACCAAAAAGAGGACUGUUCCUCUCUAUCCACGGCAAAAUAGCACUGGUUCCGGCUCCAGCUCCAGCUCUGGCUCUGAUACCUCAACCACUGAUGAUUUGGGAGACAUCAUUGGAGACCUUUCCGGGCUAGGGGAUUUGGGAGAUAUCCUGAGUAGUCUCACGGAGCUCAUCACGCAGUUUGGCGACAUUGCCGGUUACCUGAAGGCACUCCAGGGGCUGCUAAGCGAUGAGUUCCUGCAGGCUCUUCAUGAUGCCAUGAUCUACUUGUCGGCAACACUUCAGCCGCCAAUCCCGGAUAUCACCAGAGACAUCCUGACAAAGACACAACCGCUCAUCGACUUGCUGUCUUCGUUAGACUUGGAGGGCAUUGUGGAUGAGGUCAAGGACAUAGACUUCCCCGGUCUCAUCAAGGUGGUGCUGAGUCUCCUUACGACACAAAACCUAGCAGACAUUCAAGCCCUCUUGACCAAUGGCGCAGCACUGCUCACACCAAACUUUGUCAACGAGACGCAGGCCUUGAUCGACGGCGCAGCUCCAUUGCUCGCAUCUCUGUCAGGCAUUGACCUCAAGGGAGUGAUAGACGCCCUAUCUCCUCUCUUGACAGCCGACUCCAUUCAAGGCUUGGUCACUCUGCUAGGCAACGCAGAGGCACUCUUGACCUCGGAUACAGUAUCUGCACUGCAGACAAUUCUCACAAGCGUCCAACCACUUAUCGAUAGUUUAUCCAAGAUCGACCUUCAGGGUAUACUGGAUGCCUUGUCACCACUCCUGACUCCUGACUCCAUUCAAGGUCUGGUCGGAUUGCUAAGUAAUGCCGAGGCUCUCUUGACCUCCGACACUGUGUCAUCACUGCAAUCCAUCUUGGCAAGCGUACAGCCGCUUAUAGACAGCUUGUCCAAGAUAGACUUGCAAGGCAUUCUUGAUGCAAUUACUCCGCUACUAACACCUGAGUCGGUGGACGGCAUCGUCGGACUGCUGGCCAACGCUGAGAACCUUCUCACUUCGGACACGGUUACCUCGUUGAAACAAAUCCUUGCCAGUGUACAGCCGCUCAUCAACAGCCUAUCUCAGAUUGACCUCCAGGGCAUUCUCGACGCCUUGGCACCACUCCUAACGCCAGAUUCCGUCAACGGUAUCGUUGGCUUGCUAGGUAACGCCGAAGAUCUGCUUACUUCUGAUACGGUCACGUCGCUCAAGACAAUCCUGGCCAGUGCACAGCCCCUCAUCGAUAGUCUCGGCAAGAUUGACUUGCAAGGCAUCCUCGAUGCGCUGGAGCCGCUAUUGACCCCGGAUUCUGUGAAUGGCAUUGUCGGUCUGUUGGGCAAUGCUGAAGAUUUGCUUACAUCGGAUACGGUGUCCUCGCUCAAGACCAUUCUUGCGAGUGCCCAACCACUAAUCAACAGUCUGGGACAAAUAGACCUUCAGGGCAUCUUGGAUGCUGUGGCCCCACUAUUGACCCCAGAGUCGGUCCAGGGCAUUGUCGGGCUCCUGGAGAACGCAGAGUCAUUGCUUACGCCAGACCUGGUAUCGCAAGUGCAGUCUCUGCUCUCCAGUGCCGCACCGCUCCUCCAGAGUCUAGGCAAAUUGGAUCUUCAGGGUCUGAUUGACCAGGUUACGCCUAUACUCAAUGAGCUCAGCCAGCUCGACCUCAAGAGCCUCUUUGAUGCCAUCAGCCCGUUGCUCACGUCAGACUCCAUCAAGGGCAUUGAGGGACUCUUAACCAACGCCGAAAACCUGUUGACUUCUGAUUUCGUUGAUGAGACAAAGUCACUCAUCUCUGGCGCGGCUCCGCUGUUGGCCACGCUUGGCUCCGUCGAUCUUCAAGGCUUAUUGGAUCAGGUUGCACCUUUGCUGAAUAGCCUGAGCAAGAUUGAUUUGCAGGGACUGUUUGAUGCCAUCUCGCCACUGCUCACGACUGACUCUGUCAAUGGUAUUGUCGGUCUCCUCGGUAAUGCUGAGAAUCUUCUGUCAAGCGACUUUGUUGAUGAGACAAAGACUCUCAUUGCCGGUGCUGUACCUCUCAUCUCGGCCCUCAGCUCAAUUGACCUGGGCAGUUUGAUUGACCAGGUUUCCCCGCUUCUCAGCGCUCUGAGCAAGAUUGAUCUCGUUGGACUUGUGAACCAACUCCAGCCCAUCCUCAACGCACUGGGCAAGGUUGACUUGUCCCAACUCAUUGACCAGAUCGAGCCAAUUCUGAACUCAGUCAGCCAGAUCGACCUGGUCGGUUUGGUGAACCAGAUUACUCCACUCCUGAACUCGCUUGGAAAAGUCGACCUAUCUGCUCUAAUCGACCAGGUUGAGCCGAUAUUGAACUCACUCAGCCAGAUUGAUCUUGCUAGCCUAGUCAAGCAGGUGACUCCAAUCUUGAAUUCGCUUGGCCAGAUCGACUUGCAAGGCAUCUUUGACUCGAUUGCACCACUGCUGACCCCAUCCUCGGUUGAUGGCCUAGUCGGCCUCGUGGACAAUGCCGAAGACCUCUUGAGCAGCAAGUUUGUCAACGAGACCCAGACCAUUAUUGGCGGCGCCGUCCCCUUGAUCGCCUCCCUGAGCCAGAUUGACCUGCCCGCCCUCAUCAAGCAGGUCACGCCGCUCCUCAAUGCCCUGAGCGAAGUCGACCUGAGCGGCCUCGUGAGCGCCGUGAAGCCGCUCCUCAGCGCCCUCAACCAGAUUGAUAUCCAGGGCAUCGUGGACGAGAUCACACCGCUCAUCACGCCCGCCACCGUCGAGCAAGUGGUGCUGUUGCUUACCAACGCGGGAGACCUAUUGUCGACGACUUUUGUGUCGCAGACGCAAGAGCUGAUUGGUGACGCUACACCUCUCGUCGCGUCAGUGUCGGACUUUGCCAACGCCAUUUUGCAGGCGCUCAUGUCGCAAUGA
Molecule: messenger RNA, 3087 nt
Organism: Pestalotiopsis fici W106-1
Lineage: Eukaryota; Fungi; Ascomycota; Sordariomycetes; Amphisphaeriales; Sporocadaceae
Exons: 2
Coding region: 1-3087 (1028 amino acids)
Source: RefSeq, a predicted model, not a curated record